This is a messenger RNA of Daldinia childiae, 1914 nucleotides long. RefSeq names its product FAD-containing monooxygenase EthA. Gene Ontology annotation, molecular function: flavin adenine dinucleotide binding; NADP binding; N,N-dimethylaniline monooxygenase activity. NCBI's taxonomy places the organism in Eukaryota, Fungi, Ascomycota, Sordariomycetes, Xylariales, Hypoxylaceae. The transcript is spliced from 4 exons. The record is from RefSeq and is a predicted model, not a curated record. Bases 1 to 1914 code for a protein of 637 amino acids.
AUGGCCGACACAAGCUUUGCCGAAAAGCGCGAUGCCAUCGCUGCCACAGAAAACAUCACAAUGGAGAAGCUGGACUGCGUCGUUGUUGGUGCUGGUUGGUAUGGAUUGGCCGCCGCGAAGCAGUUUCACGUUACUCAACCAGAAUGUUCGCUCGCGGUGUUCGACUCCCAAUCCAGCUUGGGCGGGACGUGGGCCAACGAUCGUCUAUAUCCGGGCUUGAAGAGUAACAAUCUUCUGGGAACGUUCGAGUAUCCCGACUUUCCCAUGGACACGCCGACAUUUGGUGUCAAGCCGGGCGAACAUAUGCCAGGCGAGGUUAUCAACAACUACCUCAAGGCGUACGCGGCCAGGUUUGGAAUCACAAACCUGGUCCGUUUAAGCACUAAAGUUCUCGUUGCUGAGCAUCAGGAUACUGUCGAGGGUGGUUGGGUCUUAACGAUCCAGCCGCCGAAUCAAAGCGAGACCAAGGUCUUCGCGCGUCGAGUUAUCUUCGCUACAGGUUUAACUUCAGAACCUUUCUUGCCGCACUUUGAAGGUGAAGAGACCUUUGGUGGAAGAAUAUUCCAUGGCAAGGCAUUUAAGCAAAAUGCCGAUACGUUACAGACCGCUAAGAGAGUUACGAUCUUCGGCGCCACCAAAUUCGCCUGGGAUGCCGUUUACGCCUACGCCACCGCCGGCGUAAAAGUAGAUUGGGUAAUUCGCUCUUCCGGCCACGGCCCCUGUUGGAUCGCUCCAUCGUACGUAACUCCACUUAAGAAGUGGAUCGAGAAGCUCGCCAACAUGCGAUUCUUGACAUGGUUCAGCCCUUGCGCAUGGGGCGAUAUUGACGGCUACGGUGGAAUUCGUGGCUUUUACCAUGGAACUCCUGUCGGACGUGCCAUCGUUAACUCCUUCUGGAAGGUGUUAGGAGGAGAUGUUAUCAGCCUCAACGGAUACGACUCCCAUCCGAAGACAGCCAAGCUGAAGCCUUGGACCAGCGCUAUGUUUACAGGUUCAAGCUUCAGUAUCAUGAAUUAUGAUACCAACUUCAUGGAUAUCGUUAAGAGCGAUCUCGUCAACGUCUAUGUUAGCGAAAUCGAUCAUCUCAGCCCAGGAAAGGUCCACCUAUCCGACGGCUCCGAGUUUGAGUCUGACGCUCUACUGGCGCACACUGGCUGGAAGCACGUGCCGUCCAUAAAACUCCUACCAGAAGGUAUCGAGAGCGAACUUGGUGUUCCGCAUAGCCCGAACCCUGACGCACCAGUUAAUGACCUCGCCAAUAACCCAGAGUUGAUGGAGCGCGUAGACAAAGAUAUCCUUGACCGCUUUCCUCGGUUAAGAGACCCGCCCGUAUGGAACAAGAAUUACGUCCCCAUGACUGAGCAGAAGGGGAUCAUGAGUGAUGAUGACGUGACCCCUUAUAAACCGCUCACUCCGUAUAUGCUGCACCACUUUGUCGUACCUCCAUCCGAGCGAUUCCUGCGCCCCCGUGACACAGCUUUCAUCGGUAUCGUGUCCAACUUCAGUAACAUGAUUACUGCACAUUUGCAGGGUCUCUGGAUCAGCGCCUAUUUCGCCGGGAAGCUGGAACGAGACCCGUCGAUGGCGGUUGGCGACCCGAAGGCAAUGGACCAGCUUCAAUACGAGACCAUGCUGCACAACCGCUUUGGCAAAUGGCGCUACCCGACCGACGGCACGAAGAAUCCCAAUUUCAUCUUCGACGCCGUUCCAUAUCUGGAUCUCUUACAGCGCGACCUAGGUCUUAACAUCUACCGUAAGAAGGGCUUCCUGGCGGAGCUCUACGAACCGUACGGACCUGAGGAUUACCGCGACGUUAAUACCGAGUGGAUGAACAAGUACGGCAACAUGAAGAAGCUAGAAUCUCUAGACGACAGCUUAAAGCCUUUAGACUCGCAGGAGCCGAAUCUGAACUAG